UUCUUCCCUCUAACUUCACACUGAUUGGCUAUGUCAGAAGCGAUCGCAUAUCCGUCAGAAUGGUACGGAGUGCUCACAUCUUGGCUAUACGAUCGCGCAACCCGCUUAACUCUCGAUGUUCUUGCCGCGGGACCCAUACCACAGCACAUCGGGUUCAUUAUGGACGGGAACCGGCGGUAUGCCCGACACGAAGGAAAGGCGAUUAAAGAAGGACACGCCGAUGGCUUUGCUUCCCUCCAGAGGAUCUUGGAGUGCCUGCUGAAAUUGCGUGUUAAAUGCGUCACUGUGUACGCGUUCGCCAUUGAGAACUUCAAUCGAACGCCGGAAGAAGUGGACGCACUCAUGAAACUGCUGCGAGAGAAGUUGAUUGAGAUCAGUCGGAAAGGACAAUUACUCGAUCAGUAUGGUGUGCGAUUAAACGUCAUCGGCGAGCGGGGCAUGCUUCCUCAGGAUGUACAAGAGAUCGCCCAGCAGGUGGAGACGAUGACGGAAAAAACUGACAGGGCGAUUCUUAACAUCUGCAUGCCGUAUGCGUCCCGCAACGAGAUUGCCGCCUCCGUACGCGUGGUAAUUGAUGAGAAGAAGAGCGGUAUCACCGAGCACGACAUCGACCGUUAUCUUGAGACCAAUGCUCGGGGCAGCCCACCCUUAGAUAUCCUCGUGAGGACAAGCGGGGUGCACAGAUUGAGCGAUUUCCUGCUGUGGCAGAGUUGCGACACCACUCAAAUACAAUUCACCCCCGGGUACUGGCCCGACUUUGGGCUGAGAGAUCUCGUACCCAUAAUUCUGGAUUAUCAACUUAAGUGCUGGAACAACAAGGUUCAGGUGGCACUGUCGUAG
Dacryopinax primogenitus is the source of this 840-nucleotide messenger RNA. RefSeq names its product Di-trans-poly-cis-decaprenylcistransferase. Gene Ontology annotation, molecular function: ditrans,polycis-polyprenyl diphosphate synthase [(2E,6E)-farnesyl diphosphate specific] activity. Bases 31 to 840 code for a protein of 269 amino acids. Gene Ontology annotation, cellular component: endoplasmic reticulum; membrane; lipid droplet. The record is from RefSeq and is a predicted model, not a curated record. The transcript is spliced from 6 exons. NCBI's taxonomy places the organism in Eukaryota, Fungi, Basidiomycota, Dacrymycetes, Dacrymycetales, Dacrymycetaceae.